CAUAAACAGAUGUAGUAGAAGAGUUUGCAGCAAUCGUUGAGUAGUAUUGCUUCUGUUGUUGGUGUGAUAAGCCAAGAUAUGUAUGGUGACUUGUAGGUUUGAGGAGGAGAUUUCUAAGUUUGCUCUUGAGUUUGAUAGCAAACUGAGUGCAACGAAUGUCAGUAUGACACCUCCGAGACCAUAUAUCCACAAUCCACAUGAAUGAAUUCCAAAAUUGAAGAUGCCGGUUCCCACCCCCUCCGGGGCCCUUACGGUUGCCUUCCGCAUGCUCUGUCUGUGCUGCCUUCAGGCCAAAGCCCGUGGAAUCCAGUCCCACGACUGCGUCUGGUCCCCGACCAGUUCAGAGUGUGGGUACUGCAUGGCGCAGCACUCGCCUUGCGUCACGCUGCCCUGGUUCCUUGGGGAAGAGUUUGCGGCCCUCCGCGCCGCCGAAGAGGCCACCCCCCUCAUUCCUGCCGAUGUCGCCGCCGCCGCCACCGAGGCAAAUCGGGUGGCCCUCCUGGCCGCCCAGAGCAUGCCAAAGUUCCGCUCCGAGGUGGAGUGUGACCUCUAUGAGGAGGCACGCGCCACUCGGGCUGCCCUCGAGUCGGGGCUUGCCAUGAGUAGACCCCCUUCCCCUUGUGUUGUUUCGGUGCUGACUCUGGGCAGCAAAUUCAGUCGUCGCUGCGCCGUCUCCAGACGGAACAGGAGAGCGUCCCUGCUCUCUUGGGGGAGUUGGUGGCUGCUGUGGGCAAACUGCCCACCGGGUCCAUACCCGGCCACCAGCAUUAGAUGUCAAACAGCCCAUGCCGUACAUAUACCAACAAACCCCCUCCCUUCACCUUUUCCAAAUUCAUCCGACGACUUCGACCACCAAAAGACACAAGCACCCACAAUGAAAGUCCCCCGCCAGCAAAACACGCCCUCAAAUCCAUCACCCACAUCCAACAGCCAUGAAGCAACCACGAAACCCUCCCUGCCAAAAGACUACAAGAAAGUCGUCCAAUCCCUCAUCCGCCGCCGCGACAUCAGUCUAGAAGUCAAAAUCGACCUCUGGAAGCGGUUCGCUGAGUACGAAGCCUGCGUGGACGAAGAGAACCAUAAGAAUGACGCAGAAGACCCUGUCUUUACCAAUACAAACGCGACAACUGUGGGUGAGAUUGGACCUGAUGUUGAAAUGCCCACCCCGUGGAUGGAAAGCAUUCCGAACUUUGGUAGUGAUGCUGGGGAGAGGGGGUAUAAUGGGGGGGAUGGCGAUAGUGGGUAUGAGGGGAAUGGGGGUAAUAGUGUUGAUGGAGUAGAGGUGGCCGAGGAAGACGAAGCCAACACCAACAGUGGCCAGGAGAAAGACAAUGGUGAUGACAGCAAUGAGGAUGGAAAUGGAAAUCGCAGUCUCGACGCCACGACUCCCGCCCCCCUCCUCCGCCCCCGCCCCUCCACAACAUCCACCCAAGUCCGCCACGACAUCCGCGACUACUUCGCCUCCCUCGCCGAGCGCGAGCGUCUCGUUGCCGCUCGCGAAAAAUGGGUUGCCAGUAGAGCGGAAGCGCUGUGGAGGAAUGCGAGGGUAUUGGGGGGGUUUUGCGGGGGAGGUUAGUAG
Pseudogymnoascus destructans is the source of this 1579-nucleotide messenger RNA. RefSeq lists its product as uncharacterized. Lineage: Eukaryota; Fungi; Ascomycota; Leotiomycetes; Thelebolales; Thelebolaceae. Bases 221 to 1576 code for a protein of 451 amino acids. The record is from RefSeq and is a predicted model, not a curated record. The transcript has 4 exons.